ACCUACAAGCAGAAGCAGACCUCUUUCAAAGCUGCAGGGUAGCGGAUAAAAAUACUGAAAAUAGUACGCUCGCUUUCUACUAGAAGGUGCUGUCUUUUCAAUCAUAUUUCAGCUAAACGAGGGAGCCAACAGGACCCGGUGAUGAACGGUGACUCAGGUUCCGGGGUGGUGACUGCGCCCCCUCCCACCACCGCCCCCCACAAGGAGCGCUACUUUGACCGAGUGGACGAGAGCAGCCCGGAGUACCAGAGGGAGAGGAACAUGGCCCCGGACCUCAGACAGGACUUCAACAUGAUGGAGCAGAGGAAGAGGGUCUCCAUGAUCCUGCAGAGCCCGGCGUUCUGUGAUGAGCUGGAUACGAUGAUUCAGGACCAGCUGAAGAGGGGAAAGACCCCCACCAGCCUGUUGGCUCUGCAGCAGAUAGCUGACUUCAUGACCACCAGUAUCCCCACCAUGUACCCUGCAGCACCCCAGGGAGGCAUGGCUGCACUCAGCAUGAGUCUGGGCAUGGUAACCCCAGUGAAUGACCUGCGUGGAUCUGACUCGAUCUCCUAUGAGAAGGGAGAGAAGCUGCUCCGCUGUAAACUAGCCGCCUUCUACCGCCUGACAGACCUCUUCGGCUGGUCCCAGCUCAUCUACAGCCACUUAACCGUACGGGUGAAUUCAGAUCAGGAGAGGUUCCUGAUUGUCCCUUUUGGGCUUCUGUACAGUGAAGUCUCCGCCUCCAGUCUGGUGAAGAUUAAUAUACAAGGGGAGAUAGUGGACCGAGGGAGCACCAACCUGGGGGUCAACCAGGCUGGCUUCACUCUCCACUCAGCCAUCUACGCAGCCCGGCCAGACAUCAAGUGCAUCGUACACGUUCACACACCGGCUGGAGCUGCAGUGUCGGCCAUGAAGUGUGGCCUGCUGCCCAUCUCUCCAGAGGCCCUGACCCUGGGGGAGGUGGCCUACCAUGACUACCACGGCAUCCUCAUAGACGAGGAGGAGAAAGUCCUCAUACAGAAAAACCUGGGCCCAACCAGCAAGGUCCUGAUCCUGAGAAACCAUGGUCUGGUGUCUGUUGGGGAGACUGUGGAGGAAGCCUUCUACUAUAUCCACAACCUGGUCACUGCAUGUGAGAUCCAGGUGCGCACCCUAGCCAGUGCUGGAGGGCCUGAUAACCUGGUGAUGCUGGACCCUGCUAAGUACAAGGCUCGGCCACGGUGCUCUGAGCAUGUCGAGGGCUCCACACACCCCAAGUGGCUGGUGGGGGAGCAGGAGUUUGAGGCUUACAUGAGGAUGCUGGAUAACCUGGGCUACAGGACGGGCUAUCCCUACAGGUGCCCUGCCCUGAGAGACAAAGCUAAAAAGUUCAGCAGCGACGUAGAGAUCGCUCCCUCAGCCACGGGCUACUCCUAUGCCGAGGAUAGUGACUCAGGCGCUCGCUCCCCUCUCAAACUCAGCUUUCAGAGGCAGCAGCGCGACAAGACCGGCUGGCUCAACUCGGGCCGGCCGGAAGAGGCCUACGAGGAAGGGCCCGACAGCGGCAGUCCCAAGUCGAAGACUAAGUGGACAAAUGAGGAAGGAAUGCGACAGGCUGCAGUGGCCAAUCAGUUUGUCCCGCUCAACACAAACCCCAAGGAGGUGCUGGAGAUGAGGAACAAGAUCCGAGAGCAGAACCUGAAGGACAUCACGACGGCAGGGCCAGAGUCCCAGGUGCUGUGUGCUGGAAGCAUGGUGGAUCGCUCCUUUGUCCAGGACGCCCCUCUGUCUGACUGUACGGACACUAUUGCCGACCUCGACCUGUCAGAGACCAAUAGCCCUGCUAAGUCUUUUAGAAAGGGGGAGCUAGUGACAGCGUCUAAGGCCAUCAUAGAGAAGGAGUACCAGCCACGUGUCAUCAUCAACAAGAAAGGCCCUAACCCCUUCAAUAAACAGUAUGACCAGGAGCUGGAGGAUUACCGCAAAGAGGUGGAACUCAAACAGAAAGGACCCGAUGUACAGGGUGAAGAGUUCUUCCAGCUCUCUUCAGCUGGGCCUGGACAGGGCCUGUCCCCCUCUACCUCAACACAGAAGCCCCCACUGCCGCCAAAGCCCCUCUGUAUCCCAGAGCAGGGAGCUGGAGUUGGACUGGUCAUCCCUGGGGUCUCUGAGCCUACCCCCACAGCCUCCUCCAAGGCUGCCUCUCCCUCCUCCUCUCUCCCCAGCCGAGACACUCUGACUGUGUCGGGGGGCAGUCAGGGGAGCCCAGGGACGUCCACGGGGUCGGGGACUGGGGGCUACGGGGAAGAGUCCCCCUCAGAGUCUCCUCACAAGGAGUUUCACUGUGCCGUGCUGAAGGCUCUCAGCACCACCAACACAGAGCUGCCUGCCCUCACUGAGGUUCCAGACUCCUCAGAUGCGUUACCAGAGCCUGAGGAAGAGGCAAAGGGUCAAAGUCCGACCCGCACACCACCCAGCACCCCUGUCAAAGCAGAGGAAGAUUCUCAGCUGGAGCACACCUAUAAGGAUGAGAGUGAUCAGGCUACACUGAGACAGACCCUCCCUGACCUGACCCCAGACGAUGAACCCUCUGACGCCCCAGUCCCCGCCCUCCCUGCCGAAGAUCCUGCCACUCCCGCUGCCACCGAACAGCCCACCGCCGUGGGAGAGGAGCCUGCUGAUGCUGCCGGCGACCAAGACUGCGAACAGGACGGCGACGAAUCCCCCAGCAAAUCGCCUUCCAAGAAGAAGAAGAAGUUCCGCACUCCUUCCUUCCUCAAGAAAAACAAGAAGAAGACUGAAGAAAAGGAAGGAAAAGCAAAGGAACCCUAGACCAGACCUCCCCUCUUACGCUUUGUAACCCUUCGCUUCCCCUUGAGCGAGCCACAACCUUUGACCCUACAUGCUUAGUAUUAUUUGUCUGGCUUUAUAACUCUGUGUUCACCUCCUAGUGUGUGCCAAUUUUAUAUUAAAAAAAAGGGUCAAUCGCUUAUGAAGUUUUAAAAACGGUCGCUCUGUGGUGAAUGACUGUGUGCAAUCGGUCUGGUUCAGUGCAGCUGUGUGGCUUCUUACGCUUGUCUAUUUAGGCUUGCUACUUUAAGUGAGCAGUAGAUUUUUAUUUCCCUUUUUUAUUUGUUAAAAAAAAUGUGUUUUACUAAAACCUGAUUUAACCACUAGAAUGUAUUGGGAUUGUAUCAGUGUCUUUUAAAAAAACUAAACAAGGAAAAGCAAAUAAACGCUUGAACUAUCACUUAAUUAAACUGGUGGAAACUGAUUCAAGAUUUAAAAACUACCAACUGCACGGUGCUAAUUUCUGAUGUCUAAUAUUAGCGUUAAAUCUGUUCACUCAAACAGCAUUGGGUACAAGAGCGUGUUUUCCUCUCUGCAGUAUAACUGGUGGGUGUAUAUAAAAGGGCCCGAUGGCCAAGGUAAAACACUACCAUUUAUACAGAUUCAUUGUGUGACUCAUCAUGUACGUGUGCCCUGCGUCCCGUAAGAACUCAAAUCAUGUUGAGAAUAUCAGUCACCACCUCUAUCAACCAGUGUUGGUGGUACCUGGUGAGACUGCUGGUAUUGCAUCGGUCUACACAGGCUGUAUGGUCAUGUGGCAGGAAUGUGUAGAGACUAGGGCAGAAGGUUUUGUUGUUAUAUAAUCCUGUAUCCUUGGCUUGCUUUAGCUCUCCCCUCCUUCCUAACCUAAUCGCACCAAUCACAGGAAAGACAAAUGGAACAUAAGAGGACAAAAUAUGGCUACAGUUACAAGAGAAUACAGAUUUUGUAUGGUUAAUGAUAUAGCUAUAGUCUUUUGUUAUUCUCAACAACAAAAGAAAUUGAGUCAUUUUCACUUGCUGUGAGAGCCCUGUGAACUGAAACACCUCAAUUACAAUAUAGCACUGCCUGGAACUCACUGUUUUACCAUUUGCUUUUAGAGAAAAACGUAGGCUUGCCUGGAUCCAAACAGAGGGUGAAACGAAACCAUUCCAUCUGGAUUCAGGCUAAUAGUGGGUAUAUGGAAUGUAGGAAUACCGUUGCUUUUAAGGCACAUCUCACUAUUUUAACGCUGCAUGCAUAACCAGUGACCACACCUCAAUGGACUAUCCUGUGAAACCCCUCUGAAAUGAAAAGACUGUCUCAAGAAACAUCUCGCUUUCAAGUUGCACUCAACACCCUAUGGAGAUAUAGUACAGUAAUCAAUGUAGUUGGUGAGAUCUUACAGCCUGGUCCCAGAUCUGUUUGUGCUGCCAUGCCAAACUGUGACGAUAGGAAUUGGCAAGACAACACAAACAGAUCUGGGACCAGACUAGCGAUCUUACACCUUGUCUUUUAAAAUGGUUGGCAAGCAGAUAGGUAUAAAUACCGGAUAAUGUCAUUAAUUAAUUCCACUUGUCUGUGAAGCUUGGUUUAGACCACUAUAAAAAAUCUAGCCUUGUCCCAGAUCAGUUUGUGCAGUCUUGAGAAUGACCAAAGGAGUUGGCAAGGCUGUAAUAACUGCUCUAGGACAAGGCUGUUAUAAACCUGCUAUAUUACAUGAUGUAAGCUGAGAACAUUAGCCUGUUCCCUGAACCUGAAGGACUGCAUGGCAUGAAACUAAGGCUUUGAGCUUGUAUGUCUGUCUCUUUUCAUUAUGACUGUAACUCACUUUUACUUUGCAAUUUGUUGUGCAAUUUUUUUAUUUUUUUUUGUGGUCAAUUGUUUUAAACUCGCAGCAAUGUAUUCUUUGAACUAUUUCCCAUACAAACGUGUCAUCAUACCAUCUAUCGCUUCACUACCAUUUUCUUCAUGGAACUGUUUGUUUUUUAACCAUUAAUAAAAAUCCUUCCUUCAAAACCAA
This is a messenger RNA of Salvelinus namaycush (lake trout), 4792 nucleotides long. Its product is annotated as alpha-adducin-like. Lineage: Eukaryota; Metazoa; Chordata; Actinopteri; Salmoniformes; Salmonidae. Gene Ontology annotation, biological process: barbed-end actin filament capping; positive regulation of establishment of endothelial barrier; positive regulation of adherens junction organization. The record is from RefSeq and is a predicted model, not a curated record. Gene Ontology annotation, molecular function: actin filament binding. The transcript is spliced from 17 exons. The coding region runs from base 142 to 2793 and encodes 883 amino acids. Gene Ontology annotation, cellular component: cytoskeleton; plasma membrane; focal adhesion.